Messenger RNA from Centruroides sculpturatus (bark scorpion), 1727 nucleotides. It is a transcript of the gene atl, whose product is annotated as atlastin-2-like. NCBI's taxonomy places the organism in Eukaryota, Metazoa, Arthropoda, Arachnida, Scorpiones, Buthidae. The record is from RefSeq and is a predicted model, not a curated record. Gene Ontology annotation, biological process: endoplasmic reticulum organization; protein homooligomerization. Gene Ontology annotation, molecular function: GTP binding; GTPase activity. The transcript has 13 exons.
UUUGAUCGUUUUCUUAAAUUCUAUUUUCGAACAUAUUUAUAUUAAUAGUAUACACCGUCUUAUCUUUUAUCGAAUUAAAAGACUCCACGCUUAGAGUUUGUAAAUAGAACACAGCCAGAAUUCCGAAUACGAAAAUAAAUUUCUCAGAUUCUAUUCUUGCUCCGGUGACAAGAUUAUACACUCGUACGUUCAAGAUGGCGGACGAGUUAGGAAAGCAGAUUUCGUCUCACGGUUUAUCAAAUCAUCCUUCUAAUGUGAAAAUGAAAGGAGUACCCAUUCAAAUAGUAAUUGCUAAGGAAGGACAUAUAUUUGAAUUAGAUGAAGAAGCUUUGGAAGCAAUUUUAUUACAAGAGCAUGUUCGUGAUAAACAAGUAGUAGUAGUAUCUGUUGCUGGUGCCUUUCGCAAAGGGAAAUCAUUUUUAUUAGAUUUUUGUCUUCGUUACAUGAAUGCACAAGGUGGUCCAGAUUGGAUGGGUGAAGAAAAUUCUCCAUUGACUGGAUUUUCAUGGAGAGGUGGUGCAGAACGUGAUACUACAGGUAUACUUCUUUGGAGUGAACCAUUUAUACAAGUUUUACCUACUGGAGAAAAAGUAAAUAUAUAUUUUACAUAUUUAAUUAACACCUAGUUAUUUACAGAAUAUGGAAGAUUAGCACUCCAGGAUACAAGUGAAAAACCUUUCCAGAAAUUGGCAUUCCUUGUCCGUGAUUGGAGUUUUCCUUAUGAAGCCAGAUAUGGAAUUUUGGGAGGAAAACAGUUACUGGACAAAAGGUUACAGUAGUUAUUUACAGAAUAUGGAAGAUUAGCACUCCAGGAUACAAGUGAAAAACCUUUCCAGAAAUUGGCAUUCCUUGUCCGUGAUUGGAGUUUUCCUUAUGAAGCCAGAUAUGGAAUUUUGGGAGGAAAACAGUUACUGGACAAAAGGUUACAGAUAUCUGAAAGACAACAUCCUGAACUUCAACAGUUAAGAAAACAUAUUCGCUCUUGUUUUCAAGAAAUUAGUUGUUUUCUAAUGCCUCAUCCAGGCUUGAAAGUAGCAACAAAUCCACAGUUUGAUGGACGUCUUGCAGAUAUUGAACAUGAAUUUCGAGAACAGCUGAAAGUUCUUGUGCCUUUACUUCUUUCAAAAGAGAAUCUUGUUAGAAAAGAAAUAAAUGGUCGAAAAAUUACUGCUAGAGAAUUAGUUGAAUAUUUCAAGGCAUAUGUGAAUGUAUUUAAAGGUGAUGAACUGCCAGAACCAAAAACUAUGUUAGAGGCUACAGCUGAAGCCAAUAAUUUAGCAGCUGUUGCAAGUGCCAAAGAUUAUUAUUCAUCCCAUAUGCAAAAGGUUUGUGGCGGAGACCGUCCUUAUAUAAGUGUUAGGCAAUUACAAGAAGAACACGAACAUUAUCAUGAUCAAGCCUUACAAACAUUUACUAACAUUAGGAAAAUGGGUGGUCCAGAAUUUUCAAAAAUGUAUUUAGAGCAGCUUAAUAAGGAAAUAUUAGAAACAUAUGAUAAUUUUGUGAAACACAAUGAAAGUAAAAAUAUUUUUGCUGCUGCAAGAACGCCAGCUACAUUAUUUGCCAUUGUACUUAUCACUUAUUUUCAAUCGGCGUUUUUCGGACUUUUAGGAUUUUAUUCUAUGGCAAAUUUUUUCAAUUUAGUAAUGGGUAUAACACUAUUAACUCUAUGUCUAUGGUCGUAUAUAAGGUAAGUUAAAAAAUUUCUUUUCAAUAAAAUAUUGCUG